This is a messenger RNA of Spinacia oleracea (spinach), 1681 nucleotides long. Its product is annotated as pentatricopeptide repeat-containing protein At1g77170, mitochondrial. Lineage: Eukaryota; Viridiplantae; Streptophyta; Magnoliopsida; Caryophyllales; Amaranthaceae. Gene Ontology annotation, biological process: RNA modification. Gene Ontology annotation, molecular function: RNA binding; protein binding. The record is from RefSeq and is a predicted model, not a curated record.
CCAAAUAAAUUAGGUUAAUAGAAUACAACGACAAAUGAUUAGUAGUUUAGUACUCACCGAGCACAAGUUCGAGCCAUAAAAAAGUAAAAUUUACUCAACUCCAUAUGACGAGAAACUAAACCAACAUGCAUUUGUUGACGAAAUUAGCGCCAACUUUAAUCUCAAGAUCUCUUUCUUUCUCCUACUCCAUGGCUCCACACCCAAAUUCCACCAUUUUUCUUCACAAUCUCAAAAAUUACACUCUCAUAGCAGCGACAGCAAAAGCUUCUGAAUCGAAUGACGAGUUUCCAAUCAAUCAAACGUCUUUUGAAAGAACCCCACAAACCAACCUAAUUGACAAGGUUCAAUACUUGCUAUCAAAUUGCACAUAUUUACUUCAACUUCGUCAAAUUCAUGCUCAUAUAAUCAGAACCCAUUACUUAGAAUCAAACAAUAGUUCAUUUUAUUGGAACAAUAUCAUAAGAUUAUACACUAGAUUAAACUCCCCAUGUUAUGCUUUUCAUGUUUACAUUUUUAUGUCUAAAGAAGGGGUCCCACCUGACCGUUAUACUCUGCCCAUCACCAUUAAAGCUGUUGGACAAGCUUACUCUUUGAAAACGAGCCAGCAGCUUCAUGGGGUUGCAAUUUGUCAUGGGGUUGAGGAUGAUGAGUUUGUUGAGAGUGGGUUGAUUAAUAUGUACGUGAAAGCGGGAGAGUUUAGGGAUGCGUACAAGGUGUUUGAUGGGAGUCCUGUGAGAAACUUGGGUUCUUGGAAUGCUAUCAUUGCCGGGUUGGCCCAAAGUGAGCGUUAUAGGGAUGCUGUAGAUGUGUUUUUAAGGAUGAGGAGAAGUGGGUUUGAGCCGGAUGGUGUGACAAUGAUUAGUGUUGUUUCGGCGUGUGGGGGGUUAGGGGAUUUGAGACUAGCUCUUCAAUUGCAUAAGUGUGUUUUUCAAGUGAAAUGGAAAGGGGAAGAGAAGGUUAUGAUGAUGAAUUCAGUCAUUGAUAUGUAUGGUAAAUGUGGGAGGAUGGACUUGGCUAAUUGUGUGUUCUUAGAAAUGAAUGAACAAAAUGUGUCGUCUUGGACAUCCAUGAUAGUAGGGUAUGCCACUCAUGGCCUUGCCAAGGAAGCUAUGGAGUUCUUUCAUGCCAUGAUAGAAGCUUGUGUGGUGCCUAACCAUGUGACUUUUGUUGGGGUGUUGAGUGCAUGUGUGCAUGGUGGGAAGGUCGAUGAGGGGAAGCGUUGCUUUCAAAUGAUGAGGAACUUAUAUGGGAUCGAGCCAAACGUGAAACAUUAUGGAUGCAUGGUGGAUUUACUUGGUCGAGCAGGAUUGCUAGAGGAGGCAAGAAAUAUGGUGGAAACGAUGCCCAUGAAGCCUAAUGGGGCGAUAUGGGGGUGUUUGUUGGCAGCAAGUGAGAGAUACAAUGAUGUAAAGAUGGGAGAAUGGGUAGCUAAGCUUUUUCUCGAGCUGGAGCCAUGGAACGAUGGGGUUUAUGUCGUUUUAUCAAACAUAUAUGCUAGUAGAGAUAUGUGGGAGGAAGUCGAAAAGAUGAGGGAAAUUAUGAAACAGAGAAGAUUGGGUAAGCUUCAAGGUUAUAGUUCUGUGACACUCAGUAUAAUCAAUUGAAAUAUUGACCCUUAUUUUUCUGAACACGUUUUUCUGUUGCUAAUUGAUUGUUGUCUGAUCUUUCACAAAUUUUUGAA